Messenger RNA from Emericellopsis atlantica, 2156 nucleotides. RefSeq lists its product as uncharacterized. NCBI's taxonomy places the organism in Eukaryota, Fungi, Ascomycota, Sordariomycetes, Hypocreales, Bionectriaceae. The transcript has a single exon. The record is from RefSeq and is a predicted model, not a curated record. Bases 291 to 1985 code for a protein of 564 amino acids.
CGUCGUUAGCCUUUGGCGAUCUGCCACUAUUACUGACCCUCUGGCCCCAUCCACGGUCGCGUCGCUUUUUCAAAACCCUCUUUGCUACAUGCCGGUCGCUCGAAUUUCUUCGCAUAUAUUUACACUUGCUGGAACAGACCGCUCAGCGACGCGUCGACACAUGCGCUCUGGCUUGCGUGCGGAUCGCCCCUUGACGUCAAGUGUCUGAGUACCAACAGACGAUUUGGAACGCGAUCGAUCGCUACCCCUACCCACAGUACGGCCCUUGCUCGAGCUACGUUAUAUACAACAUGUAUUCGGACUCCGAGUCCGACAGCAAACGCCCAAAUGGCGUGGCCAUUGAUGGCAUUGGGACGCCCAUUGAACCGUCGACACCCCAAGAAGUCGGCCCCUACGAGCUCUCGCAGGUCACACUACCCUCCACCGAGGUGCCAGCAUCACCCGUCAACGACGCGAACGACUCAUUCCGGACCGAGGUCAACGAUGACAGAGCGGCCACAACCAUCAUCCGUUCCUCGCUGACCCCACCACCCUCGACCCAAGUUGGGCCUUCCGGCAGCAGCCACGUCAAUGGUAACAGCCGACGCGCUAGACAGCCCAUCACACAGUCCCAGGAGUCAAAUCUCGUAUCACCCCCUGCUACGAUUCUCAACAAUGUGCGCGAGAGGGACAUUACGGACUUUGUGCCGCCCUCGCCCCGACAGGUGCGCGAGAGCUCGGCAGAUGAACUUCGAGCCAUGCUCCAGACCUGCAUUGCAGACCACCAGAAGCUGAAGAUGGAGACGGCCCACCACAGAUUGCAGUACAACUUGCUGAGCCUUCAGGCAUCGGAAGACGCGAACAGGGCUGAUGUGGAGCUGGACAUGCUACGCAAGGAGAUUGACGCCCUUCGGACGGCCGAACACUCACGACAGGCAAAGCGUGAGCUCAGUGCCUUCUCAGAGGCUGUGCAGACAAAGUUCAUUGAGCUCAAGGCGGCUCACGAAGAGGCGCUGCUGGAGAUCGAAGCGCUGGAGCGCCGACUGAAGAAUGCAAAGAGGAUCAUCGGACAGAAAGAUGAGGAGGUCAUGUCCCUCAUCGAGGAGAGGCAUCAGCUACUCAACCGUAUAAGGGAGAAUCGUGAGCACAUGAACAAGCUGAGGAGUCCAGGGGGGAUCUUUCAUGGAGCGACGACACCUCGCCAGAAUCCAGCAUCGCCGGUACAGAGCCGCAGCGCCCACCGCGGUGGCCAGCGCGGCGGUCUCGAGCGAGACGACAGCGGCAGCAACAACAACAAACUGACCACACUUUUGGAGGUACUCAGCCAGGACAACAACAGCGCGCCCUCGACCCCGUUUUUGCCGAACCGGUCCAACUCGCGUCACGGCGGGAAACACCAGCGGAAUGCACAGUCCAUGUCGUCCUUGCCCACCACGCCCAUGCACCGGCCGCGUGGCCCCUAUGCUGGGCUGCUGCCCUCGGCCAACCUGGUUCCCCAGACAGAGCCCUAUAACCACCGGUAUGCCCCAAGACUAUAUGAUCGUGGAUCGCCGACCCCCAGAACUGAGCGCAGGAAAUCCAGGGAGAGCACGAUUUCAGCCGACGACAACGAGGAGCUAGCGCGACAAGCUAUACGGUCCUUCACUUCCGCGGGGGCGCUCGCCGGGAGCCAGGUGAGUCGUGGCGAGGACGGCUCCGACGCCUACGGAAGCCAGGCCAGCCUGGCGGCGACGGAGAUGCUACGACGUGAGCCCCGCGACAGCUACGAGAUGCGGCAGGCCCUGUCCCGCGACGGGACGCCCAGCGCCGUGGAGCAGUCUGCGCGACUGCAGUCCAAACUCUUCUCCAAUGUGAGAAAUGACGGGGACAAGCGCAAGUAUGGCAGCAGCCAGGAGACUAUCGAAGAGCCACGACUAGAGCAAGGAAGCCCACCCAAGAGGAGCCGGAUGGAGAGCGGUUCGACGGCACAGAACCGCAUGGGAUUGGGCAUUCAAUACGGUCGAUGAGCGAUGGCGCAGGCCGUGUGAGUGAAAUGACUUGACGAUGUACAUGAACUGAAACCUGCUAUGUAGUAGGUCCCCGGGUAAAAUGGGACGCCAGAAUGGGAAGGAUAUGCCACAUUUGACGUCUUUGUCCUGAUUAUUGCCGGUCGCCUUUCUUUAGCUCCAAAGCUUGGC